Molecule: messenger RNA, 940 nt
Organism: Anopheles stephensi (Asian malaria mosquito)
Lineage: Eukaryota; Metazoa; Arthropoda; Insecta; Diptera; Culicidae
Product: antigen 5 like allergen Cul n 1-like
Exons: 3
Coding region: 51-884 (277 amino acids)
Source: RefSeq, a predicted model, not a curated record
GGCACGCGAAUUGUUUGUUUUUGGAACGAUAUAAAACGACCGGGCUGAACAUGUGUCAUUUUAGAGUGAAGUUGGUGAUUGAAGUGGAAACAAGUGCGAGAAAAAUGGCUAGCUGGAUAUUCGUGGCGAUCGUCUGCCUUAUGGUCAGUGGACUUCAGGCCCAAACCAACUACUGCACCACAACGUACUGCCGUGCUGGAGUCGCGAACGUCGGUUGUAACCCACCAGGAACACCUGGUGGCACUAGCUGCACUGGCAAGAGUCCCGUGGUGAUCGUGCUAAACUCUACCUUCCAAUCGUUGGUCCUGACCGAGCACAAUACCCGCCGAUCGCAGCUUGCUCUUGGGCAGCUUAAUUCGUUCCUUCCGGCACGCCGCAUGCCCACAAUCACCUGGGAUGCCGAGCUGGCAAAGCAGGCCGGCAACAAUGCACGCAGCUGCGUCUACGGCCAUGAUCGUUGCCGUAAUACGCCGGUGUACGCGUGGGCCGGACAGAACAUCUACAUGUCCCAGUUUUACGGUAUGACCAAAACGAUUGACCAGCUGCUUAAGGAAGGUAUCAACUCUUGGUGGAGUGAGUUCAACGUCACCACGCAAGCUCAGCUGAACAGCUAUCCGUCCAACUAUGUUGGACCGGCGAUUGGACACUUCACACAGAUGGCAAGCGAUCAAACGGCCAAGUUGGGGUGCGCCAUGCAGAACUGGUUGGAUGGUCAGUGGAAAACGUACUACCUGGUGUGUAACUAUGCCGUCACAAAUGUCCUCGGUCGUGCCACUUACAAGAAUGGAACCGUCGCUUCCUCAUGUACUACUGGACCUAAUCCGACCGCAGGUCUUAGUGGACUGUGUUCAACAGCAGAAACGAUCAAUCCUGUUCCGAACUAAAGUAAUAUAAUGUAAUAAAGCUCAACCGUAGCCAACCCUAAGGCAUAAACAGUAAA